AUACCCUUCAAUUGUCUCUUCUUCCCUUCUCUUUGCUUUUCCCUCUUGGUGGACUUAUCGAUAUUCAAUAUUCCCCAUUCGACUACGAACGGAUACAUCUCACCGAAUCUGCGACGAUAUAACUGCAUCCGUACCUUGACUUUUUCUGCCUCCCCAAAGCGCCGCGCUGCUACGAAUAAGAGUUCCAAACCACCCCGUGCGAACACUCUAUUUUUCCCAGAUAUAAUAGCCCGACAUAUGAUCGUGCGCGGCCACCCACCACUCGCAUUUCAUCCCCCCUCCUGGCGAACCUUUGGCACCUCGACGUCACACCUUUCAAACUCUCUAGCCCCCCCGCCGCGCUAAAGUAGCCUUUCCUUUCCUCACGCGGGGACUUUGCAACGCCUCGAGCACAACCUAAAAAGAAGCUUGAUCUAUAUCCCCCGCCACCUCUCACGCCUAAGUCGAUCGCCCAUCUCAGCAAUCGAUUUUCCCGCGGAAAUUCACCGAGGAGUACGAACGACCUCCCAGCUUCAUCCUCACCGCGCAGCCGAGAAGAGCGUUUAGAAGGAACAAUACACCUAAUCCCCUUCCCUCAAGCCAUGAGCGCGACAAUGACAAUGACCGCCGCGCACCCGCCGCUAACACCGCCAACCCUCUCCCUCUCAACCGACCGCUCAGAGCAACAUUCAUGCCCCUCCUGCGGCGUCGUUCUCGAAGCGCCCCCCGCCCUCCUCGAAGCUCAGUCUCGCAUCGCCGACCUCGAAGCCCAGGUCCGCCUCCUCAACCAAAAGGCAGCCGCCGCCGUCGACCGCUGGGCCGACUACGAAGACGAGCUCACACGUCUGCGCAUCGCCGCCUCACACCGACCCUCCACCCCCGCUGCCUCUCCCGGCCUCGCCCCCGCGCUGCCUCUCGCUCCCAGUCCCUCGCCCACCCGCACCAGUUUUCUGAGCGGCGGCGCGAAUAGGUUGUCGCAACUUCUCAGCCCGCGGGGCAUGAAGUCCUCGCCGAACCUGCGCACGCCGUCGCCACCGCCUGACGGCCCAGCAUCGACGGAGGAUCUGCGGGAGGCACUGGGGAGGGAGCAGAAGAUGAGGAUGGCGGCGGAGAGCAGGCUGAGCACGACGAGCCAGGAGGUGGAGGAGCUGAGCGUCAGUCUCUUUGAGCAGGCCAACGAGAUGGUUGCGACGGAGCGGCGGGCGCGGGCGAAGCUCGAGGAGAGGGUCGAGACGCUGGAGAAGCGGGACAAGGAUAAGUUGAGGCGGCUGGAUCGGCUCGAGGGCGCCGUGGGCCGGAUCGAGAGGGUGAGGUCGCUGUUGGGGGAGAUGAAUGCUAGGGACGAGAGUGUGAGGGAGGCGGCGGAGCAAAAGAGGGCUUCGCAGCCGUGACGGGAAGAGCCUGCUGGACUUUGGGAAUCAUGAUGGAGUAGGAAUGUACGAUGCAUAGCGGUGCGAUAUUCACGGGACUUUUUAAUGACGAUACGACACGAAUUACAUACUGGGCGGGAGAUACUGGGUAAAUUUAACGAAUCAUCAUGGACUAGGAAAAAAAUCCUGCCGAGGAGGAAGGAGCAAAGCCGAAGUCCGCCCACAGGAAUCGAACCUGUGAGCUA
This is a messenger RNA of Colletotrichum scovillei, 1594 nucleotides long. Its product is annotated as ribosomal protein L32. Gene Ontology annotation, cellular component: Golgi to plasma membrane transport vesicle; cell tip. The record is from RefSeq and is a predicted model, not a curated record. NCBI's taxonomy places the organism in Eukaryota, Fungi, Ascomycota, Sordariomycetes, Glomerellales, Glomerellaceae. The coding region runs from base 582 to 1370 and encodes 262 amino acids. Gene Ontology annotation, molecular function: guanyl-nucleotide exchange factor activity. Gene Ontology annotation, biological process: exocytosis. The transcript has a single exon.